Molecule: messenger RNA, 1158 nt
Organism: Heterobilharzia americana
Lineage: Eukaryota; Metazoa; Platyhelminthes; Trematoda; Strigeidida; Schistosomatidae
Source: the annotation of a GenBank genome assembly
AUGGUGGAUGUCCCCUUACUUACUCAUGUAUCUGAAACUACAGAAUGUAGUUCUUCUUCUUGCCCAGCCUCGUCUGCAUCAGAGGAUUCUGUUCCCGAAGGUUAUUUGAUUUUGACAUUUGACAAAAAAAAGAAGGCUGUGUUGAAGACUGCAGUAUUUGCUGACGUUUCUGAUCCUCGCUUUGCGGAUGACUAUGAUGAUGAUGACGAUGAAAACGAUGAUGAAGGCAGAUAUAACAGCAACGAUUGGCCUACUCCUGAAUCCAAGUCGACCGUUUGUCAUUUAAAAACUGAUGGAGAAAACGUGAACGAAGUUCUAGAUGACAACAAACGAUCUUUUCCCAAACCUCUUGUAAUAUCUACAGAAGCGGUUGCUAAAAGUUGCAAUUCAUCUUAUACUUCCUGCUACGGUGAAGUAUUUUGGGUUGGUGAAGAUGAAUCUGAUACUAAAAAAUUGGAUAAUAUUAGUUCAUCUUGGGAUCCUACACGUAAUAACAUCAAGACUUUUCAUAGUUUAAUACGUACCAGUCCUCUGUCAUGCGAUACUUCGUUAUUGACUCCGAAUUCAGCUUUGAAGUCCUCUGCUGAAAGUUGGUCUUUAAGCACACCUCAAUUAAACAUGAGUUGUUUGACCGGGAGUUUUCCUUCACGUAAAGUCAUACUACCCAAUAAUCACCUUCCUAGAAAGUAUACUCAUCAUAGUUUAUCUACUUACUUCCAGCCUAAAUGGUCUCGGUCAUUUAAUGGCCAUUUUAGUGAUCAUUCCAAAAAGAUGCUUAGAUGUGAUCAGUGUGGUAAAUAUUAUCGUAAUGACUAUAGUUUGCAUCAUCACAUUUGUUUAAAGCGUAAAGAUGUGUGGAAGAAAGGUGAUGUACCUUCAGAAAUGAUUGAUGGUCAAGUUAUGUAUUUUUGUCCUAGUUGUCGUAAGCCUUUCAAAUGGCUCGGUAAUUUGACGCGUCAUUUCUAUGUUCAUACAGGUCAACGUUUUUUUCGAUGUGAUAUUUGUUCUAAAGAAUUUUUCUCUGCUUACCAAGUGAAAAGACAUAUGAACUCUCAUACUGGUGUUCGUUAUAAGUGUGAAGUAUGUGAUAAACCUUUUACGUGUAAAUAUGCCUGUGCAUGGCAUACUCGACAGCAUUAUGCCUAUUCAUCAAAAUGA